AUGAUGUCGUUGGAGCAAACCACUACUCCGACUCUCACAGUAAUUAUUGGCGAAGCGUCAAAAGAAGGCGGUUCAACGGUAACUAUUGCACCAACAACCAGACAAGAGCAACCAGUCGACGGAGGACAACCUUCUUAUGCCACUAUGUCAACGCAAAACACUCUGAUACAAGCACCCCAGCUAGCAGUGAGACCAAGCAGUACGACGCCACCAAUGGUGGAAGACACUAAUGCCACACCGAUUUUCUUCCAACAGCUACCACCAAAUCAGGUGUCAGGCAUACAACUGGUGGUUUUCCAAACACCACCACCGCCGAAUCAGAUGGCAGGCGCACAACCGGUGGUUUUCCAAACACCACCACCCGCCAAAUCAGAUGGCAGGCGCACAACCGGUAGUUUUCCAGACACCAUCGACAAACCAGAUGGUAGGGGUACAAGCGAUGUUCUCCCAAACACCACCGAUAACCCAAAUGGUGGGAGAAACACCAGUGGCUAUCCAAAUGCCACUGCUGGACCAUACAGUGAGAAACUAAAUAGUGGCCUUCCCAACACCCCAAUUCACAAUAAACAUUCCUCUCCCCUCCGCAAUCUCACAUUAUCAACAUGUGCCCAAUAA
This is a messenger RNA of Lactuca saligna, 615 nucleotides long. The record is from the annotation of a GenBank genome assembly. Lineage: Eukaryota; Viridiplantae; Streptophyta; Magnoliopsida; Asterales; Asteraceae.